AUGCAGGACGGCCUCGUCCGCAGGAGCAUGGUGCGGAAGCCGUGGCGGUCGGCUGCCGCGGCGGAGAAUGUAUUGCGGCUCAAGCGCGGCCUUCGUGCCACAAAGAUAGGGAGAGAUGGGAAGUGGCGUGAAACGCUCUUCAGGAUCGACGCAGAUGAAGUCGAGCUGUCCUGGGACGGCCACAGCCUCGGAAAGCUGCUCGGCCUGCGAGGCGAUCAGCGGCGCGUCAAGCUGUCCGAGAUUCUCGACGUGCAGCUGGGUGUGAGAACGGACGGAGCCGACGACCCGGACGGAGUCGAGCUCGGGAUGGUGCGCACGAUCGGCUUCUCGCGCCGCGCCUCGCGGACGGGUCUCCUCGAGACGAGCGGACCCAGCCGCAUCGACCUCAGCUCGCGCGGCUCGCAGAACGCAGGGUGGCUCUCGAGCCCGAGCGCGCGCGGCGGCGACGUCGUGGCGCAGCUCUCUGCGGCGCAGGACGCGGUGCGGCUCUGCAUCCUGCUGCUCGAGGCGCACUCGACCAGGCGGCUCGAGCACAUGGUCGAGCGGAGGCACGCGGGCGGCGCAGCGCCAGCAUCGGGCCUGACCAAGCCCGCUUGCCCCCCGGGGGGGGGCGCCGCGGCGGCUGCUGCGGUCUGCGCCGUCGCUGCUUUGGCGCACUGCGUCCUGCGUGACGCCAGUGGUAUCCACGCGGGCGCGGCUGGAGGCAACAGUUUCCCGAGGUACGGCUUUUGCGAAUACCACCACUUCUGGCCGAGACUAGGGGCGCUCGGCGAGCUGAUCGUCCAGUCGCACCUUCGUUUAGAGGCGCCCGAGCGUGCGUGGGAGAGAUGGCUGGCGUCCAGCGCAGCAACGGCAGGCAGCAUCCCGAGGUUCAACGGAACGUGGGCGGGCUUUCAGAAGCUUUGGGCGUGGCGCCAGUGCGCGCCUGGGCCGUGCGGUCCUCACGGCCGGCCAUGCCCGCAGCGCUAUGAGGGCUUCGAGUGCGGCGCGACGAGAGGCGACAGGUACUGCUGCGACGCGCAGGGCUGCUACCACGACGGGUGCGAUAACGACGGCUGCUUCCCGAUGUACGUGCCCUGCGUUACGGAGAGGUGCGGCAGGCCAGGGGAGUGCGCAUGCGAGCUCUCGGAGGCGGCGGGCAGCAACACGGACCGGACGGUGUACGGGGCGGCGUCGGCGAGCGCCUCCUCCUUCGUCGUCCACCACACGCAGCAGAUCUCCAUGGCGGCGGUGGCGGGCGACGCCGAGAACAUCAACAAGCAGGCGCGCAAUGAGCGUAAAGACUGGCUCAACUCCCCAAAGCGUGCCAACUGGGUCAACGACGUCAAGAACAAGCAUGCGGCAGACGUCAUCCUCGGCCCCACUCCCACCGGCUGCAAGCCCUCUCGCAUGGACUUCUUCGCGAAAGCUGCUGCCGAUGCGCUCGAGCAGGCCAAGAAGUCCGCCAACGACGCCGCGGAGAAGGCGUCAUCUUCUCUCGCCGCUCCCGUCUCACUUGGCUCGCUUGCAGAGGCGGCAGCUUCACGCAUGGGCGAGCUCGAGGCCGUCAUGGCCUCUACGCCAGGAGAGCUCGCGAAGCGGUCGGCGGAGCGGCUCGUUGCGGACGCCCGGAAGGAGGAGGCGCCGGCUCUGGCGGCAGCAAUCUCCGGCGCUGCCGCCGCAGCCUCCGCUGGCGCCGAGGAUCGCAAGGCUCUCGGCGCAGAGGUGAGCCAGCUGCAGCUGGAGGUGCGCGGGCUCAACUCGAGGCUGCAGUCCGCCGAGGCGCAGGCGGCGCAGGCGGCGCAGGCGCUCUCGUCCUUGCGCGAGCACGCCGCCGAGCAGGCGGCACGAAGCAAUGCCCAGGCGACGGAUCGCGAGGCGGCGGCAUGUAAGGCGGCGGCGGCUGCAAACGAGGCGGCGGCGGCUGCGCGGGAGGAGGCGGCAGCGGCGCGGGAGGAGGCCGACAACGCGCUCGCUCGCGCUGCCGCCGCGGAGGAGCUGGCUGAGGCUGGGACGAGCAACGCCGAGGCCGCGGCGAACGAGGCAGCGCGCGAGGCUGUAGCUGCCGAGUGGGCGACGGAGCGCGAGUCGUUCGUCGCUUCGGCGGCGCGCGAGCGCGAGGCGUCGGGGCGGGAGGUGCAGCGCGCCAGGGAGGAGGCUGCGGCGGCGCGGGCGGAGGCGGAGGCGCGGCUCGGCGAGGCGGCGGAGCGAGCCGCCGCGCGGUACGCGUCCGCCGAGGCCGCCGCCGCAGAGGUGGAGUCGGCCCGCUCGGCGCAGCUGGAGGGGCUCGCCGGCCGGGUGGCCGAGGCGGAGGCGGCGGUGCAGGCGGCGACGGCCGAGCGGGACAGGGCGAGGGCGGAGGAGCGGUCGCUGCGAGACGCGGCCGCCGCGGCGGUGUCCGCGGCCGCCGCGAGCGAUGCCGCUCGGGUGGCGGACGAGCGGGCGGCGUCUGUGCGCGUCGCCGAGCUGGCGGCGCUGCUCGAGGGGCGAGCCGCCGAGCUUGCGGCGGAGCGCGAGCGUGCGGACGCUGCCGAGGCGGCGGCGGCAGACGCGGCGGCGGCGAGAUCCGCGGCCGAGGCGGCGACAGCGCAGGCCGCCGCCGCAGCCGCAGCCGCAGUGGGCGACGGCUCUGCGGUUGCUGCUGCGGUGGCCGAGGCGGAGGCGGCGGCGGCGGCGGCGAGGUCAGAGAGUGCCGAGCGGGUGUCAGAGAGUGCCGAGCGGGUGCGGCGAGCCGAGUCCGACGCGCGAGAGGCGCGGGCCAAGGCGGCCGAGUGUGCGCGCGAGGCCGUGGCGGCCGACGCUCGCGCUGGGGCGUCCGCGGCUGCCGCUGCCGAGUCGGCUGAAGCGGCCCGCGGCGAGAUGGAGCGGCUGCGUUCCGCCGCCGAAGCUGCCGAGAACGCGUGCGCAGAGGCGCGCGCCGAGGCGGCCGCCGCCGUCUGCGAGCGGCGACGGGUCGAGGAGGCGGCGGCGCAGCAAGCGACAGCGGCGGCCGAGGCAGCGGCCGAGGCGGCGGCGGAGGCGGCGGCGGAGGCGGAGCGCGCCGCCGCCUUGCUCGCCGAGGCGCAGGCCGCCCAGCGGCAAGCCGUGUCGCAGAGCGCACGCCUCGAGGAGGACAUGGCGGCCGCUGCCGCUUCGGCGGCGGCCGAGCUUUCCACUAUGUCUUCCGAUGCCGCAGCGGAGGCGCUCCUAUCGAGGGCAGAGGCGGCCGAGGCGGAGGCCGAGGCGGAGCGCGCCGCCGCGGAGCGGCUCCGUGCUGUGCUCGCGGGGCAAGGGUGUGAGGCGGAGGCGGCGCGGUGUGAGCUGUCGAGUCGAGCUGCAGAGGCGGAGGCGGAGGCAGAGGCGGCCAAGGCCGCGUCCGAGGCGCUGCGCGAGGCGCUGCAGCAGGCGGAGGAGGGGAGGCGGCGGGCCGCGGCAGAGGUGGACUCGCUGGAGGGAAAGCUCGCGGCGAGCAGCGUGGAGCUGGCAGAGGCGCGCCGCGCGAUGGACGACGGCGCGAGCGUCUCGACCGGCAAGGUUGCGCAGCUCGAGCUCCGCAUACAGGCGAGUGAGCGCGAGUGGGCACGGGUGGAGGCCGAGCGGGCGCGGGUCAGCGGCGAGAGCGCGGAGCGGGAGCAGAGGCUGGCCGCGGUCGGAGCAGAGCUGCGCGAGGCGCGGGCUGCGGAGGCGGAGUGGGCGCGCGUCGACUCCGAGCGUGCCGAGAUGGCGCAGAGGCUCGCCGACGAUAUGCGGGACGCGCGGGCGGCGGAGGCAGCGGCGCGCGAGAUGGCUCUCCAGCAGGAGAUGCGCGACCGGAUGGCGCGAGCGGCCGAGGCGGCCGAGGCGGCGGCGGCGGCGGCGGCGGCAGCGGCCACCAGCGUCGCAGCUGCACCGGCGCGCGAGGAGGCUGCGAGCCGCGGAGCGGAGCUGCUCGAGGCGGCUCAGCGCGAGGCGGUGGCGCUGAGCCGUCGGCUCGCCGAGGCGGAGGGGGGCUUGGCGGCGGAGCAGGCGCGGGCCGCCGGCUUGCAGCGCGAGCUGCAGGCUGCUCGCGAGGCGGCAGCCGCGGUGACGGCGGCCACCGAGUCGCGGCUCGCCCAGGCGGGUGCCGUCUCCGCCGAGCAGGCGGCGGAGGCUGCGGCGGAGCGGCGCGAGGCGGCGACGCUGCGGGACGUGCUGCAGCAGGAGCGGCGCCGGCACGCCGCCGAGGCGGAGGCCCUUCGCAAGGAGGCGGCGCCCGGCGGCGGCAGUUUGCGCCAGGUGGGCGUCUUGACCGAGGCGCUCGAGGCGUGCGCCCGCGAGCGCACCCAAGCUAUCGCCGCGGCCGAGGCGCGGGCACGCGUCCAGACGCGCACGCUCAGCGGGGCGCUGCAAGAGGCGGACAGGUCGCUCGCCGCCGCGGCGGCGGAGGCGGCGGCCCUGCAGGCGUCGGUCGACGCGCAGCUGCGGGAGCAGGCUGCAGCGCUGCGGAGGGAGGCGGCUGAGGCCAAGCAGCGCGCGACGGCGCUCCUCGUCGCCAAGGAGGCCGAUCUCCAGCGCCUCACCACCGCACCGCGCGCGGCGGGCCCGGCCAGUGGGGUUGCGCCGUCGGCUGCGGCGGCGGCCGCGCUGCGAAAGGCCGAGCGCGCGGCGGAGGCGUCGAAGAAGCAGUCGGCGCGCCUCCGGGCCGAGCGGGACGAGUGGCACUUGCGAUGCGUCGAGCUGCACCACUCGCUCCGCGUCGCCACUGGCGGCGCCGAGCUGGACGGGGCUUCGGGCAAGUCGGCCGACGCGGCCGAGCGGAUCGUCGAGGCGGCGCGCGACGAGGAGCUGAUGGCGUCGCGAGUGCACGUCGGCGAGCUGCAGGAGGCGCUCGUGGAGGCGCGCUCGUUGCACACCGCGCUGCGAGAGCGGUGCGCCGAGCAGGAGCGGCAGGCGGAGCGGGAGAGGCUCGCCGGCGGCGCCGCCGGCAGCGGCAAGGACUCUGGCGCGCAGCUCGAGUACCUCAAGAACAUCGUGCUCAAGCUCUUCACCAUGGAGGACGGGCGUGAGGCGCUGCUGCCCGUCAUCGCCACCUUCCUGCAGUUCUCGCCCGCCGAGGUGAAGCGGGUCCGACUCGCCCUCGAGGCGCAGCGGCUGCGGCCGGCGGACGACGGGUGGCUCUUUGGGCGGCUGGGCGAGAGCUGGCUCUUUGGCAGCGAGGAGGAGGCGCACCGACUCGCGCGGCCUGCGCGGCCGCAGAGGUCGGCCGCGCAGGCCUCGGGCGCUGCUGCGGUCAACGGCGCCGCCGACGGGUGGCCAGAGGAGCUCGAGAGGAGCCGGCAGCGGCAGCAGCGGCUGCGCGAGCUGCUGUUUGCGUCGCACGAGCACCUGUCGCGCUACCAGCGAGAGGAGGCUGCGCAGCAGGCAUACGCGCUCGCGCUCACCACGGCGCUGCGCGACGCCGGCAUCGAGCCGCCCGAGCCGCCCGGGCCGGAGGCGGAGGACGAGGACGGGGACGGCGAUUCGGACGACCCGGACGGCGACGAUGGCGUCUCGGAGGGCGAGGCUGAUGAGCCGGGCGCUCGCGCCGCGCCGCCAGAGGCGCCCGCCCCUGCCCCUGCGCAGCGGCGGGCCGUCGCGGCGAGAGGCAACAAGGGCGGCGGCGCUAGGACGUCAUUCCGCGAUGACGACUUGCGAGCCGCGGAGAGCAGCCUCGAGGCGGAGCUCGAGGCGGACGAGCAGGCCCGAACCGAGCUCGAGGUGGCCAUCCGCGCCGCGUCCGCCGGCGCCGGUCGCGAGGGCGUGAAGCGGCUGGAGCAGGCGGUGGCGGCGAUGCGCUCGCGCGGUCUCGACGGCAACAACGAGAAGAGGAUGGGAGACGCGGCCGCGCUGCUGCGGCGGGCGAGGUCGUGA
Messenger RNA from Emiliania huxleyi CCMP1516, 5826 nucleotides. RefSeq lists its product as hypothetical. Bases 1 to 5826 code for a protein of 1941 amino acids. The record is from RefSeq and is a predicted model, not a curated record. NCBI's taxonomy places the organism in Eukaryota, Haptophyta, Isochrysidales, Noelaerhabdaceae. The transcript is spliced from 11 exons.